AUGUUGGCCACACGCUUGACAAGAUCUAGUUUGAUAAAACGUGCGAUAACUCCUGCUACCGGAUUUUCCGCAGCCCGUUUCUAUUCAAAUAUUCCAUUAUCAGUUAGUGUUAAACUCCCUAAUGGAAUUGAGUACGAGCAGCCAACUGGUUUGUUCAUCAACAAUGAGUUUGUUCAAUCUAAGAACAAGCAUACUUUUGAGGUUCUGAGUCCUAUAACAGAAGAAUUGGUAACCAGUGUUUAUGAGGCUCGUGAAGAAGACGUAGACCACGCAGCCAAGGUUGCGUCAAAAGCAUUUGAGGAGACUUCAUGGGCCACUGGCGAUCCAGCCAUACGUGGUGCCGCCCUUAGUAAGUUAGCUGAUAUUGUGGAAGAGAAUAAAGAAACAAUUGCAUCUAUUGAGACAUUUGACAAUGGUAAAUCAAUCACGGACGCUCUCGGUGAUGUUAAAUUGGCUAUUUCUGUUAUGAGAUCCAGUGCAGGCUUUGCAGAUAAGUUAACCGGAUCCGUUAUUGAGACAGGUGAUGACUAUUUUAAUUUCACCAGGAGAGAACCAUUAGGUGUCUGUGGUCAGAUUAUCCCCUGGAACUUUCCAUUCUUGAUGUUUACCUGGAAAAUUUGUCCUUCUCUUGUAACAGGUAAUACUGUGGUUUUGAAAACUUCUGAAACCACUCCAUUAUCUGCAUUGUUUGUCUGUAGCUUGAUCAAGAAACACAACAUAUUUCCACCUGGAGUUAUUAAUGUCGUCAAUGGUUUUGGUAAGAUAACAGGUAAUGCUAUAUCUGAGCACCCGUUGAUCAGAAAAGUCGCAUUCACUGGUUCUACUGCUACUGGAAAGAUCAUUAUGAAGAAGUGCGCUGAAUCAAAUAUUAAGAAAGUCACAUUAGAAUUGGGUGGUAAGUCUCCACACAUCAUCUUUGAUGACGCAAAUCUUGAUCUUGCAUUGAAAAAUGUUGCAGUUGGUAUUUUCUAUAAUUCUGGUGAAGUGUGCAGUGCUGGUUCCCGUUUGUACGUUCAAGAAGGAAUCUAUGAUGAAUUCAUGAAAAAGUUCGUUGAAUAUACCAAAGACAAUAUCAAGGUCGGAGAUCCAUAUUCCUUGGAUACCGUUCAAGGAGCUCAAAAUAGCUCUAAGCAAAUGGAAAAAAUCUUGAAUUAUAUCAAAAUAGGUUCUGACGAAGGCGCUAAGUUGUUAUCAGGGGGUUCAAGGAUCCCUGGAAAGGGUUACUUCAUAAACCCAACUAUUUUUGGUGACGUCAAUGAAAAGAUGAGAAUUGUCAACGAAGAAAUUUUUGGUCCAGUGAUUACUGUCUCUAAGUUUAAAACUGCCGAUGAAGUAGUUAAGAUGGCAAAUCGUUCUGAGUACGGCUUAGCUGCUGGUAUUCAAUCAACCAACUUUAACACAAUUAUGGAUGUCACGAGAAGAUUGAGGGCAGGAACUGUUUGGGUGAAUACUUACAAUGACUUCCAUGCAAUGGUUCCAUUUGGGGGUUAUAACCAAUCAGGUAUUGGCAGAGAAAUGGGUGAAGAAGUAAUGCACAACUAUACCCAAGUCAAGGCUGUCAGAGCUGCAAUUCCUCAACCAGUCAAGUGA
Priceomyces carsonii is the source of this 1590-nucleotide messenger RNA. RefSeq names its product aldehyde dehydrogenase family protein. The coding region runs from base 1 to 1590 and encodes 529 amino acids. Gene Ontology annotation, molecular function: aldehyde dehydrogenase (NAD+) activity. Lineage: Eukaryota; Fungi; Ascomycota; Pichiomycetes; Serinales; Debaryomycetaceae. The transcript has a single exon. The record is from RefSeq and is a predicted model, not a curated record.